Messenger RNA from Nannospalax galili (Upper Galilee mountains blind mole rat), 4022 nucleotides. It is a transcript of the gene Hmgxb4, whose product is annotated as HMG-box containing 4. The record is from RefSeq and is a predicted model, not a curated record. The transcript is spliced from 12 exons. Bases 580 to 2070 code for a protein of 496 amino acids. NCBI's taxonomy places the organism in Eukaryota, Metazoa, Chordata, Mammalia, Rodentia, Spalacidae.
GCUUUUCUCUCCUUCUCCAAGAUGGCGGCGGUCGGCGGCGCUGAGGCGGGAUCCGAGCGAGCCGAAUGAAGACCUGGCCCUCUAGACGGGAAGGAGCCUGGACACACUGACAUUCUCAAAGGCCCUGCAGGACCACCAUGGCUUAUGAUGACUCCGUGAAGAAAGAAGAUUGCUUUGAUGGUGAUCACAGCUUUGAGGACAUAGGACUUGCAGCUGGCCGAAGCCAACGAGAAAAGAAACGUUCAUACAAAGAUUUCUUAAGAGAAGAGGAAGAAAUCGCUGCUCAGGUCAGGAAUUCUUCCAAGAAGAAGUUAAAGGAUAGUGACUUUUACUUCUUGGGGACGGACACACAUAAGAAGAAGAGGAAGCACUCCUCUGAUGAUUACGGCUAUGGAGGACAGUGGUUCUUGUUCUGAGUGCCGAUAAACCAGUGUGAAGGAGGAGAGAGGUGGAGGGCUGGUAUUUUGGAGAAUUCAGCAUAGAAGAACAGUCUUCAUUUGUGAUACACAAGACAUUCCGUCUUUGGAAUCAUCACAGAAGAAAAAGAAAAAGUGCAGCCCACAGUCUGCCGACACAGCAAUGGCCCUGUUGAAGGCUAUCACGUCCCCAUCCCCACUGGCAGCAGGCUCCAAGUCCUCCAGAAAGACCGGCGAGAAGUCAUCCAGCCCCUCAAGCCACCCAGAGACUGCAAAGGAGCACCACAGGAAGAAAGGAAACGGAAGCAGUGGGGAGUCCCUGGAGGAUGGCAGCAUUCACAGAUCCAAAAAAAUGAAGCCUCUGUUUGUGAACACAGAGACCCUGACACUUCGUGAGCCCGAUGGCUUAAAGAUGAAACUUAUUCUGUCACCAAAGGAGAAGGGAGGCGGUUCAGUUGAGGAGGAGGCUUUUCAGUACCCUUCCCAACAAGCCACUAUGAAGAAGGCCUCCAAGAAAUCAGCUCGGGAAGAGCAAGGUGCUUUACUCCUAGGACACGAGUUACAGAGCUUCCUGAAAACAGCCCGGAAGAAGCACAAGUCCUCCUCAGACCCGCACUCCUCUCCUGGCCCUGAAGGCUGUGCAUCUGAUGCCUCCCAGCUCCCAGAGCCCCACAGUGCUAACCUUGAUAUUUCAGGGCUUGAACCCAUUCUAGUGGAGUCUGAGUCGUCCUCUGGUGGGGAGCUAGAGGCUGGCGAGCUAGUGAUAGAUGAUUCUUACCGGGAAAUCAAGAAGAAAAAGAAGUCUAAGAAGAGCAAGAAGAAGAAGGACAAGGAGAAGCACCGGGAGAAGCGGCACUCCAAGUCCAGGAGGAGCUCGGGGCUCCCCUCCGCCACCGCCACCACCACGGGAGAUGGCACUGCAACACCUGGCCCUCCUCCCAGUGUCCCCCACGCUGGAGGCACCGCCCCCACCCCACCGCUUCCUCCCCUUCACACAGAUGGGCAUGCGGAGAAGAAAAAGAAAAAGGAAGAGAAGGACAGAGACAGAGAGAGAGGAGAGAAGCCAAAAAAGAAGAACAUGUCUGCCUACCAGGUAUUCUGCAAAGAGUAUCGUGUAACCAUUGUGGCUGACCAUCCAGGUAUAGAUUUUGGGGAACUUAGUAAAAAACUGGCUGAAGUAUGGAAGCAGUUGCCAGAGAAAGACAAACUGAUUUGGAAGCAGAAAGCUCAGUAUUUGCAGCACAAGCAGAACAAAGCUGAAGCUACAACGGUGAAAAGAAAAGCAUCCAGCUCAGAAGGUUCCAUGAAAGUCAGAGCUUCUUCUGCAGGAGUACUGUCACCCCAGAAGAAGUCCCCACCCACCACAGUGCUGUUGCCGGCCUCUCCAGCCAAAUCCCCGGAGACAGAGCCCAUCGAUGUUGCUGCUCAUCUUCAGCUGUUGGGAGAGUCCCUCAGCCUCAUUGGACACCGCCUGCAGGAGACAGAGGGCAUGGUGGCGGUAUCUGGCAGUUUGUCAGUGCUCCUGGAUUCCAUUAUCUGUGCUCUCGGCCCCUUGGCCUGUCUGACCACACAAUUACCUGAACUGAAUGGCUGUCCCAAACAGGUCUUGUCAAAUACACUAGACAACAUUGCUUACAUCAUGCCUGGACUGUGACAACGAAGAAUCCUUGGACAGAAGCCUGGUCUACCCCUCUUCUGGUUUGUGUAUAUGUGACUGUUCCAGAACCUUCACUGAUCUGAGAGUAGGCUUUGAAUUUUAUAUCCAUACAUAUAUACAUAUAAUGUACAGUAUAUACAUAGGACUGUAACUACUUUGCUUUUAAUAAUUUUAUGAAAUGGCAAAAGUUUAGCUAAGAGGAAACUUUGGCAUGAAUGUGGGUAGGCUUGGGGUUCUUUAUUCUUUUGUGAAAAAAAAAUCUGCCUUAAAAAUCAGUGUCACUCGGGGGCUGGGGGCUUGUUCUGGGUGCCACAUGUCUCUCCUUAUGGAUAGCUAAAAUGUGAUUUUCUUUUUUCCAAACUUGGUUGUACCUCCAGACCCAUCACUGACCAUUUGCCUUACCUGUCUUACAGUCAGAAAUGUAAUAAAGAUUAUAGGAGUAGGCCAGCUGACUGAAAAUACAGAGCCUUGCAGCUUGGAGUGACCUGGGGUGGGGGUGAGAUGGCAGAGGUGGCCUGGGUAGGGGAUUUAUUCCAAUUCCAAUACAGAGGUCUGUGUCUCGGACUUUAUUGCAAUCAUUGGUACCAUCAGCAGCCUUAGUUAUAUGAGUCCUGACAGCAGAAAAAUACCUUGGAGAGGGCAAAGCUCUCAGUGCCACCAGUUGAGCCCACAUACAUUCUUAGCUGGCCACUGGUCUAAAAACAAGAGGUGGCACCUUCCACUGGCAGCAUUCACUGGCCAUCAAGUCCUCACAGACUCUGCUGCUGCAUUGCUUGGUGGCUAUGGAAGAUACUUUGCCCAGCUUGGUUCUUGGCUUCAACUUACUGGUUUCCCUUGUGGGUGAAUAGUGUUCUACAUUCCACAUGUAAGUGGACUGCAAAAGAGUACUCAGUUCUCAUGUAGAUGUUAUAUAUAUGUGUGUGAGAGUGUAUAUUUUAUGUGUAUUUAACUCUGAAAUUUCUUAGGUUUUAAUUUAUCCUGUAAAUUUCUGUAUAUAUAAUUUAAUAUCAAAAGCCUCCACCAGCAGUAGCAUGUGGAACAUACAGAUUUGUCAUUUCUUCCUUCUAGUCUGUUCUGAAAACUCCAAAUCAUCUACAUUUUAAUGUUGUAAUUCAAAAGGGAAUCAUUACAUUGAAAUUCUAAUUCUGUGUAAAGGACUUCAAUGGCCCUCAAUAAUGUUAAGUGAAAUAGAAGAGAAUGUCACCAUCCCCAGCUGCCCGUAUUCCCAGACCUGCUUCCCACUGGAAAGAAGACAGCACUCCAGGUCGUUUUGAAAUUUGGUGUGAGAUUCCCUGCCACAACCCAGCUGGGGUAGUGCUGCUUUCUUCCCUGGCAUAGAUGGAGCAGGACAGCAUCACAGUAAACCUCUGGGGACCCUGCAGCCGGCUUGCGCCCUGUCUGAUUCCUUCCCAUCGCCUACUGCCCCAUCACAGAACUAUGCUUCUUAAGGGAUUCAGCCUGUUAAAUCCCUUUCUCAGCUCAGAGCAGUUUUGGGAUUUAAUCUGGGAAAUGGAGAAGGAAGCAGGAAUGUGUGAACUCAAUCAAGAAGAGCAGAAAUUUUAGCUAGAGUUAUGUGGAGGUUUCCUGUGAGAAACAGGGUGUCAGGAGAGGCCAGGAAGACAGUAGUACAGGGAGCACUGGUCCUCCCACUGUCACUGAACACGUUAAUGAGCUCUGAUGAGGACCUGCCGUUCUGUGUUUGUUUCCUUUGAAACCUAGCCCUGUUGUAUUUGUAUUAAAGAUUUGUACACAUUUGUAUAAUAAUCUGUACCUUGUGGUAUUUGGUACUAUUAGAGGAAAAAUUUGGAUUCAGGCCUUCUUGCUCUUUUUAUAUCUUUGUUUUGUUUUUUAAAUAAAUUCUAGUGGUUUGAUCCAAAUCCCAUUACAGUUGUAUAAAGAAACAAAGUUUUGUACCUAUAUUAUUAAAGACCACAUUUUUAAUAUUUGUA